Molecule: messenger RNA, 1020 nt
Organism: Chanos chanos (milkfish)
Lineage: Eukaryota; Metazoa; Chordata; Actinopteri; Gonorynchiformes; Chanidae
Gene: cd226
Product: CD226 molecule
Exons: 6
Coding region: 1-1020 (339 amino acids)
Biological process (GO): positive regulation of natural killer cell cytokine production; cytokine production; positive regulation of immunoglobulin mediated immune response
Cellular component (GO): external side of plasma membrane
Molecular function (GO): cell adhesion molecule binding
Source: RefSeq, a predicted model, not a curated record
AUGGAGGCUGUACAAAAGGAUUACUGGUACUUCUUGGUACUCCUCAUCUGUCUCCUUUUUCCCAAAGAUGCUGUCGCGGUAAAGGCACCGAGUACCACCGUUAAACUGGAGGAGGGAAUGAUUUUGGACUGUGUGUGUCCCUGGAGUGGAAACCUCAGCAUGGUCUCCUGGAUUAAGCGACCCGGUUCAUCUCCCAUGGCCAUUUACCAUCCUGAAUUUGGCAUGAAUUUCAGCCCUGACUAUGAUGGCAGGGUAGAGUUUAUCAAAGCCUCACCCAUGGAUGGCAGUAUCUCCAUUACUAACGUCACUGAAAAGGACCUUGGUCUUUACCACUGCUCUAUGCAGACUUUUCCUCACGGGUCAUGGACAAAAGAUACAGUUGUGGAAAAUAUAGUCAACAUUUUCACUAUUAAGCCUGAUUCUGUGGUCCUUGUUGAGGAGAGUGGCAAUUUCACUAUAAAGUGCAACCACGUACACAAUGGUACUGUGUACAGCGUGACCAUAGAGAAACUGGUGGAGGGCAGCAGUAGCAUCGUAGCAGUAUGUCGGGCAAAGGAUGGGGACGUGAGCUCGGAAGAAAACUACGCUGAGAGAGUUUGGGUCAACUGUAGUGAUGCUAUGGAUGUCAGUCUACACCUCACAGAUGCCACACAAGACGACCAGGGACUUUACCAAUGUCACUUCAGGACGGACUUGGGGACUCAAACAACAGCUGUCUUAGUGACAACUGUGUCAGCUCAAGAUCUCAGGAAUCAUCCAAUGCUCUAUAUCUAUAUUGGAGGUGCAGUCUCAGGAAUCGUUGUUAUUCUGACUGUGACCUGGAUACUGAUUUUUUUGUACAGGAAAAAAAAGAGAGAGGAGUGUAAAAUAAAACUUCACCCCAGAAGACAGCCGAACAACACUUACGUGCAGGGCACUGUCUAUGACCGAAUGAAAAAGGGACCCAGGCUUCAUAGAAGGGAUAGUCCUGUGUAUGGAAACAUACCAAAUCCAAGAUUUCACAAAAAGGGCAAGAGAUGA